Molecule: messenger RNA, 521 nt
Organism: Cotesia glomerata
Lineage: Eukaryota; Metazoa; Arthropoda; Insecta; Hymenoptera; Braconidae
Gene: SmE
Product: probable small nuclear ribonucleoprotein E
Exons: 1
Coding region: 144-428 (94 amino acids)
Biological process (GO): mRNA splicing, via spliceosome; spliceosomal snRNP assembly
Cellular component (GO): U1 snRNP; U5 snRNP; U4 snRNP
Molecular function (GO): RNA binding
Source: RefSeq, a predicted model, not a curated record
UUACCCUCUCAGCAACUGUACAUAAAGCCGGCUAGCGUCCCGAUAAUACUUGUAACUAACCAACAAAAAGUAUUUACGAAUUACACGCGUCUCAAGUGACCAAUUGGUGAAUUUAAUUAAGUAAAUAAACAAAACUUCCAAAAAUGUCGUACAAAGGCCCCCAAAAAGUGCAAAAGGUGAUGGUGCAGCCCAUCAACUUGAUUUUUAGAUAUCUACAGAACCGCUCUCGCGUCCAGGUCUGGCUUUUUGAGAACAUUAACCUCAGAAUAGAGGGACACAUUGUUGGGUUUGAUGAGUACAUGAACCUGGUGCUGGAUGACGCCGAGGAGUACUACACCAAAACCAAGGUCAGGAAGACACUCGGGAGGAUCAUGCUCAAAGGAGAUAAUAUAACUCUGAUCCAAAACACCAACCCCAAUGGAAAUUAGCCUUCGAUUAUCCAAGUAUCAUCUCCAUCAACAUCUGAUCUAUUACAGGGUCACUCAAGAGUUUAUUUUGAUUAAUACUGUGUUUAAUAUUAU